Priapulus caudatus is the source of this 1449-nucleotide messenger RNA. RefSeq lists its product as uncharacterized. The transcript has 6 exons. The record is from RefSeq and is a predicted model, not a curated record. Lineage: Eukaryota; Metazoa; Priapulida; Priapulimorpha; Priapulimorphida; Priapulidae. Bases 1 to 1449 code for a protein of 482 amino acids.
AUGGUAACGCUACUCGUCAUCGCUCACUUCUUCUUGAGGUACGAGGGAGAUGAUGACAAGUUCGGCAAGUUUCUCGAAAGAUUCAGCACGACUUAUGUGCGCCAGCCGCCUAUUUGGCGCGUCUGCUAUUUGUUUUUUCCUUUGCCCACAAUUACCGAAGUUCGCGCUGAAGUCGAUAAAGGGAAAAAUCACAACGAGAGUACACUCAUCUGCGGUUCAUUCACGGUGGGGGACGGAGUAGUCUCCCUUGCAUCGAACGGAGAGUUCUCUCACGUCGACUGCACCGGACUAAACAGCGAAUGUCGUGAAGUCGAGUCGAACCGACUAUUCCACGAAGACGAUGAGACCAACAUCAAGAAAAGGUUGGCUUGGCAGGCGGCGCUGGCAGAAAUGAAGUCUGUUUGUGAAGACCCGAUGAUGUUCCGGGUGGAAAUUAUUAGAAGGGCUGCUCCAUUUCCAUUACCAUCCGCACCAAACUGGCCGAUUAUACGAAAGCGCAGCGAGCCGCACUGGCGGUAUUUGUUCGAGGAGGCGUACCACCGCGAACGCGAAAUCAAUCAGGAAAUCGAAAGGAGAGAAUACCUAAAGACGAUUUCGAACGAAACCAUGGAGAGCACGGACGCAGACCUCGACUACGAGCUCGCCAAUAGCGCAGCAGUCAUGAGCUGCUUCGUGGACGAGGUGGAUAAGCUAUGCGGUUCACAAACGUGGUCUACCUGGGCAAAGACACGUGAGUCGCUGGAGGAAUAUGCCUGCGAGCAAACGGAUCAUGGGGAACAACCGGGCCAGAUCGGAGCGGAAAAAGAAUUAUGUGCAGCAGCGGAAGCCUGCAUACUGCAGCAGCUAGUGAGGAGCGUAGUGAAGUCAUGGUUCAUGCAGGUGUUACUCGAGGAGACCGAUAGGCCUGAUCUUAGUCAGAAGCUCUGUAUCGAUUGGGUGGCGAUGGCCAUCCACCUGACUAAUAAACGAGCUGAUUUACUAGCGUGGAUCCUUCUGAGAUUGUACGCGGGCAGACAACCAGAAUUGGUGGAGAGACUGUCAAGAAACGCAUCACCUGACGCGCAAAAAACGCAACUGUGGCAAACGUAUCUGCAGCAGCUGGGUUAUAACAUGGAUCUAUUAUACAGUCGUGAAGAUGCGAUUCCGCUGUUGCUAGCGCCGUUCAAGUUUAGUUUGACGUACCUAUACGAUGUGCUUCUUAUGCCGGAGGCAAUGGAAACUAAUAUCAAUAGGGCAAUGAACAGCUUCGCGUUCACUCUCAUGAAUCGAAGGAAAUGUGAGGAAGAUGACUUAUAUUCAAAUGGCAAGCACCACUCGGCGAGUUCAAGCUUCCCAAUAGUUGACAAUGAGCCUUCAACGCUGGAAACACAGAUGCUGCUAACACCAAACGCACACACACAAAUGCACGGAACUACAAAGUUAUAUGAAUAUGAACGUUGGCAACUGUGA